AUGCCCCCUAUGGCUGACGGUGGGAGUCAGCGGGGGUAUUUUAGGCGCACCGAAAGUCCUUCCAACCAGGAAUACGUGUGCACAUCUUACGCUUCGGGGUCCUCCUCGGGUUCGGGUGUCACUACAGCGGCAGGCUUUGCGCCCAUUGGGCUCGGUAGCGAGACCGUUUCCUCAGGACGCGCACCGGCGUCGAUCAACGGCAUCGUCGGGUACUCUCCUUCCCAGGGGGAAGUUCCUUGCAGGGAUGUGUGGCCUUUGUACCCUACGUGUGAUGUUCUAACACCACACACGAAAACCGUUGAGGAUAUGUUGGCUGUCUUGGACAUCGUCAUGACAGACGAGCCCACGUCGGAUGGGGACUUCUGGAGGACACAGGAGACGAGUCAGAUUUACAAAUCAUCCGAAAUCCGCCCAAAGAGCUUUUCCAGCCUCAUGGACCCCGCAGCAUUGAAAGAAAAGCGGCUAGCCGUCCCCAAAUGUUAUAUCGGCAAAGGAACUACAACAGCUAGGGAUGAUCCUGCCUUCGCCGACUCUAUCCGGGCUCUGUGGCUUCAGGCUAAAAAAGACCUGGAAACACUUGGAGCGAGCGUUGUUGAGACGGAUUCCCCCCUGGUGGAGAAUUAUACCAAGCAGCACUUUCCCGGUCAGGCUGCCCAUGUUCCCGGCAUGCCGGAGGGCUGGAUGAUAUCGAGCGAUGUUCGGCCCUUCUAUGCGCCCUUGGACGACCCCUGCAAACAUACCGAGGCUGGAAACCGUGUCCGAUACGCCGACAUGAUUGAUUACAUCCGCCAUAGCCCAGAAUCGAUUCAUGACCUUCCCGAUCGUUUUCCCAACAACGGAGACGUUCCACGCGCCGAUGCCGAGGAGGUGGUCUCGUCCAUGCAGCACGCGCUGCGUGACGGCGUCAAGUAUUCGAAUGGCACGCGAGCACUAAAGCACAUGAGCGUUCCGGCCAUAAAAGUACCCACGGGGAUCAUGGCAGACAAGCAAAUGCCUGUCGGACUGGCUUUUGCUGGCAGGGCUUACACCCACGGUGACCUUCUGAGAUAUGCAUAUGCGUUUGAAACGGCAACGCGACAUCGAACAAGCCCUCCAUUGACUCCAUCGUUGUCAUCAGAUUCUCUGGCGAGCUCAUUCCGAUUGGAAAAUCCGCCAAGUCAUGCUCAAGCUGCCAAUCUCACAGUUAAUGUCGCCAGUGUCAAUGCCGAGGCGAUCGGAGUCAUCGAGGUGCGACACAUUCAUCUCGAAGGGACUUGUUCGUCUAGUGAGCUAACCUUGAAAGUCGAAAGCAUCAAGGUGUUCUCCAAUGGUGAGCCUUCGGCAGUAGUCCGAAUGAUAGGUAACCGGCCGGUGGACAUGGCAGGGCCGCCUCAAGAAGCGCCAACACCAUGA
Molecule: messenger RNA, 1392 nt
Organism: Verticillium dahliae VdLs.17
Lineage: Eukaryota; Fungi; Ascomycota; Sordariomycetes; Glomerellales; Plectosphaerellaceae
Product: glutamyl-tRNA(Gln) amidotransferase subunit A
Exons: 3
Coding region: 1-1392 (463 amino acids)
Source: RefSeq, a predicted model, not a curated record